AUGGUUAACUUCUGCCACAGAGACCUGGUGGCGGUUGUCAUGAGGCUUCAGGGGAAGGCAAGAGCGGAGGACAUUGUUUUCUGCUCGGCCUACUUUCCGCAUGACUCACCGACACCACCACCUACUAAGGAACUGCGUGAUCUGGUGAACCACUGCAGAGCUAAAAGGCUGCCACUCAUCAUAGGAUGCGACGCAAACGCGCAGAACGUGGUGGGCUCGAGGCCCACAUUUGUCACCUCGCGCUGUCAAUGUAUCAUUGACAUAACCAUGUGCACCCGCCGACUGGCGGGGCGAUGCAUGGACUGGAGAGUCGACCGGGAGGACACACAUUCCGACCAUCGACGCAUUAGAUUUAGCAUUGAGGGUUGUGCCAAGCUACAGCAGUUUACCUGCGCAGAAACCCAAGGGCCACCGACUGGGACUCCUUUGAGAGGAACCUGCAGGAAAGGCUCAGGGCAAGGGAACAAAGUGCCUUGGUGGAGUCGAGAACUGGACAGGCUGAGAAGCCAGUCCAGGAGACUCGGUAACCGAGCGUACAGAUCCAAGAGAGGACUGGACUCUGUACAGAAAUGCGCAGGGGGAGUACAAGAGGCUCAUCAAACAAUUAAAGGAGCUCACCUGGAGAACAUACUGGUUCUCUCGGGGGUCCCUGCACAGAGGUUGGGUGGAAUCACGCUGACAAGCGGAGAGACCAUCACAGAACCGCGAGAGGUCCUUCAGCAUCUGGUUUGCGCGCACUUUCCGGACUCUAUUAUGGAGCACCCAGCAGAGUGCCCUGAGGCAGACUGGAUGCGAUCAGGAAGCGGCGAUCUCGACUGGGAGCUAGCCGCAAGAAUAGUAACGCUGGACAGGCUGCGGUGGGCGGUGGACUCCUUCGAAAUGCACAAGAGCCCGGGUCCGACCGGAAUAUAUCCGGCCCUCUUGCGAAGAGGGGGUCCAUUGCUCCCGCGCAGACUGCUACCGGCACUGAGGGCCUGCCUAGCAUUGGGCUAUGUGCCCAGCAGGUGGCGGGAAGUCAGAGUUGUUUUUCUCCUUAAGCCGGGUAAAUGCAGCUAUGAUAAUGCAAAAGCCUACCGACCGAUCAGUCUAUGCUCCUUCCUGCUGAAGACGCUAGAAAGACUGGUGAGACAGGCACAUUAA
This is a messenger RNA of Diachasmimorpha longicaudata, 1140 nucleotides long. RefSeq lists its product as uncharacterized. The coding region runs from base 1 to 1140 and encodes 379 amino acids. The record is from RefSeq and is a predicted model, not a curated record. The transcript has 4 exons. Lineage: Eukaryota; Metazoa; Arthropoda; Insecta; Hymenoptera; Braconidae.